This is a messenger RNA of Balaenoptera acutorostrata (minke whale), 8719 nucleotides long. It is a transcript of the gene PIGM, whose product is annotated as phosphatidylinositol glycan anchor biosynthesis class M. Bases 128 to 1399 code for a protein of 423 amino acids. The transcript has a single exon. The record is from RefSeq and is a predicted model, not a curated record. Gene Ontology annotation, biological process: GPI anchor biosynthetic process. Gene Ontology annotation, molecular function: alpha-1,4-mannosyltransferase activity; GPI mannosyltransferase activity. Gene Ontology annotation, cellular component: glycosylphosphatidylinositol-mannosyltransferase I complex; membrane. Lineage: Eukaryota; Metazoa; Chordata; Mammalia; Artiodactyla; Balaenopteridae.
GUCCCGCAGUUGCUUCGGUCGGCAGUCUCGCUGGUAGGAGUAGUGCCGGCCAAGGAACCGCAGCGAGGGUUGGACCUUCCAAGGCAGUUUAGAGCUGGGGACUGAGCUGCUGUGGUGCAGUCAGGUCAUGAGCCCGACCAGGCACUGGGGAGAGUGGUUCCUGAAUCUGUGGGUGCCCCCCGCCGGGGUAUUUGGUGUGGCCUUGCUUGCCCGAGUGGCCCUGGUUUUCUAUGGGCUCUUCCAGGACCGGACACUGCUCGUGAGGUAUACAGACAUCGACUACCAGGUCUUCACCGACGCCGCGCGUUUCGUCACGGAAGGGCGCUCCCCUUACCUGAGGGCGACGUACCGUUACACUCCGCUGCUGGGGUGGCUCCUCACGCCCAACAUCUAUGUCAGUGAGCUCUUUGGAAAGUUUCUCUUCGUCAGCUUCGACCUCCUCACCGCCUUCCUCUUAUACCGGCUACUGCUUCUUAAGGGGCUGGGUCGCCGCCAGGCUUGCGGUUACUGUGUCUUUUGGCUUCUUAACCCCCUACCUAUGGCGGUGUCCAGCCGAGGCAAUGCGGACUCAAUCGUCUCCUCCCUGGUGCUUAUGACCCUGUACCUAAUAGAAAAAAGGCUCGUCGCCUGUGCCGCUGUAUUCUAUGGUUUCGCAGUGCAUUUGAAGAUGUAUCCGGUGACCUAUAUCCUUCCCAUAGCACUCCACUUGCUUCCGGAACGCGACAGUGACGAAGGCCUCCGUCAAUCCCGGUAUUCUUUCCAGGCUCGUCUGUAUGAAUUCCUGAAGAGGCUGUGUAAUCGGGCUGUGCUGCUCUUCGUAGCCGUUGCUGGACUCACGUUUUUUGCCCUGAGCUUCGGUUUUUACUACAAAUAUGGUUGGGAGUUUUUGGAGCACACCUACCUGUAUCACCUGACCAGGCGGGAUAUCCGUCACAACUUCUCUCCAUACUUCUACAUGCUGUAUUUGACCGCAGAGAGCAAGUGGAGUUUUCCCCUGGGAAUUGCCGCAUUCCUGCCACAAUUCAUCUUGCUUUCAGCAGUGUCUUUUGCUUAUUACAGAGACCUUGCCUUUUGUUGUUUCCUUCAUACGUCUAUUUUUGUGACAUUUAACAAAGUCUGCACCUCCCAGUACUUUCUUUGGUACCUCUGCCUCCUGCCCCUUGUGAUGCCACUAGUGAGAAUGCCUUGGAGAAGAGCUGUGUUUCUCCUGACGUUAUGGUUCAUAGGGCAGGCCUUAUGGCUGGCUCCUGCUUAUGUUCUUGAGUUUCAAGGAAAGAACACCUUUCUGUUUAUCUGGUUAGCUGGUUUGUUCUUCCUCCUUAUCAACUGUUCCAUCCUCAUUCAAAUCAUUUCCCAUUACAAGGAGGAACCCCUGACUGACAGAACCAAAUAUGACUGAUAGAUGCUCCAGUUCUUCUGCAACUUCCAUUCUGAUUGUUCUGAAUGGACCAAAGAGAGCUUUGGAAAGAAUUUUUUUGAACAUCCUAAGCACUCUAGUGAAACUUCAGUUUAGAGCAUAAAACCCUAUUCCAACGAAUUUAAAUGAAUGUUUGCCUUAUAAAGGGGACUCAGUACCUGAGGUCCACCCUUUAGGAAAUCUCAGGACUCAUUUAUCUGGGACAUGAUGGGAAGUAAAGGUUACUAGUUUGAAAACAGAAGGGCUGAUGAAAUUAUCAGAUGCUAAAAGGUUUUCGUAGAAAAUAGAGGAAACAUAAAGUCAAAAAACAUAAAGUCUAAGCCAGUAUUUGUCCCAGUAUUUAUACUGUGGUACUAUCUGAAGCUGUCUUAUCUUUUAACUCCCACUUUUUCGUUCUGAAGCUUUCUUGAUAACUGAAAACUCAUAAAAUGUUCCUAAAGUACAGCUUUUAGAUAUGAAGUGUUAAAUAAUGAUGCUGUGCUUAGGUUGGGAAAGUUAAUUCUGUAUUAAAAGUGGGGGCUUAGAAGAUAAAGAAUCCAAAGAAUUUAAAUUGUCAUGUUUCAUGUAUUUGUUUUAUAACUUAGUUUUUCAGUGCUUAGUCCCAGUGGUAAUAGACUGCUGUUUGGUUUUUUAUAAAAAGGAUUAAAUUUAAAUUCAUCCAUCUUUAAACUUUUCAACAUAUUUUAAAAUAGCAUCUUGCUUUAUAUGUUUGAGGUCACACACUGUAAGGACAUUGUAGAACUCUCUUUUACCCCUUUAAUUUGCUGAUUGCUAAAAAACCUAUUUCAUUUAGAGCUUAAGUUAAUCAAGUGUUAUCAGUGUUGUAAAAAUGAUGAGUAGGUUUUAGGUGGUAAAAUAUUAAAUUGUUAAUAAGGCAUUUCCCAGCUUACAAAUACCUUACUUGUGAAAAUUCCAUGAUAGGAAUGGAGGCCUGCAUGGGAGGCUCCUGGAAAGCGUAAGAAGCAUCCUAAUAGCCAUUAGUCUUUUAGACCAGGAAAUUGAGGGAGAGAUUGUGGAAAUGAGGCUUUGGUGGCCAGAUCCAUUUACCUUAUUACUAUAAUAUUUCUAGGAAAAAAUGCUUUGUGAGUUUCAAACAAGCAAGCUAAAAAAAUUUUUUUAAAAAAUAGCCUAUCUAGGUGGUGACUCCCUAACGCUCUAAAAUGCAUUAGCAAUGAGUGAGUUUGAGUUUAUGAUUUUGAUAUUAAAAGAUGAGUAAUUUAACAACAUUGUUCUUUCACAGUUAAAAAGAAAAACAAAAACCUCCGGAGAAGUAGUAUAUUUCAUGUCAGUUCAGGCCUAAAAAGCCUCUGAGAAUAAGCUGUCUGUUGGCAGGUCAUAAUUAAGAAUGCUAUUACUGGCAGCACUUCUUAGAUCGAUACCUUUUGCGACGCACUAUUAGAAAGAAGGGAUGAAUGGGUGGCUUUGCAUGGGUUGCUGUUAGGGUGAAAAUAGCAGAGACAAUUAAUUGUUGAGGACGGUGACCUUUCUUAUAACAUCGUGUUUCAUAUCCCACAUUAGAUAUUAUCUUAAGGGCUCUUUGUAUAUGAUUGUUUAUUAGUGGCCUUGCAGCCAUGGCAUUCGUACCUUUUUUUUCCGUUCAUCCCUUUAUAAUGAUAAUUUUAAAAAUUUUUUUCUGGUAGAACUAGUGGGAAAAGGGAAACAGUAAGAGAAUUCCAACAUCUCAUUAUAAUUGUCUUUUUGGUAUCCCUGACUAAUUUUUUUUUAAUAGGAAUUGCUAUCUAUCUAUUUAUUUAUUGCUAUUUAUUUAUUUAGGCUGUGUUGGGUCUUCGUUGCUGUGAGCGGACUUUCUCUAGUUGCGGCGAGCGGGCUUCUCAUUGCGGUGGCUUCUUUUGUUGUGGGGCACGGGCUCUAGGCCAGCGGGCUUCAUACUUGUGGCUCACGGGCUCUAGAGCGCAGGCUCAGUAGUUGUGGCACACGGGCUUAGUUGCUCCGCGGCAUGUGGGAUCUUCCCAUACUAGGGCUCCAACCUGUGUCCCCUGCAUUGGCAGGCGGAUUCUUAACCACUGCGCCACCAGGGAAGCCCCCUGACUAAUUUUUUAAUAGUCACAAGUGUACUUACUUACUCAUUUCCUUAUUAUUAUUAUUUUUUACUUUAACAUUCUUUGUUGUGCUUUACUCUUCCUACUUACAUUGAAAUUGCUGAAUAAUAUUCUAUCACAUGGAUGUUCACAUUGUAAAUGCAUCAUAAGACUUUAAACAUUUUGCAUGUUUUAGAUCACUCCCUUAACGUUCUUAGAAGUCAGUGGAGUUCUGUUGGGAUCUUUGGAGGGAACUGCAGAGCCUGCCUUACAAGAAAUUCUCUACCAAAGAACUGCAGGCGUUUCUUAAAAGAUGCAGAGAGUAUUUUAUAGCUUAUAUGCUGCGAGACAUUUAGUAAAUUAACUCAAGAAAUGAUUUCAUUUGGUCUCGGGUUUUUAAUUUUUUUCAUUUAUUUUUGUGUUCCAGUUUUGUAGAAUCUCUUUUGUCUUCUUUUCACUUGCAGUCCUUUGGUUUCUUUAUUCAUCCUGUAAUAACACUUUAAAAUUGAAUAGCACUUUGGCUUAUUUCCUAUAUGAUUCUUUUUGUUCUUAUGCCACCUCUUAAGAUCAAUAUACCCAUUUACAGAUAAGCAUUAAUUAUUAGCAUAUGAAGCAUGGUUCUCAAGAUGGUCUGUGUUCUAAACAGAGGGACUGCAUUACUUAUUUUCUUCUAUAGUUGCCUUAAUGUCUUCAAAAUGUGGUCCCUAAAUAUCCCUAGAUAAAGUCCCUAGAUUAGGUCCAUUGGAAAGGCUAAUCUCUUUGUUAAAACCAUGUUGUUUCAGUUACUGACUUAUCAUCUGGCUGAAUGACUCUGUAAGUGACAUAACAUUGUUUCAGAAGUUUUGUAGGACUUGCCUUUUAGUUAGUUGACUUGUGGCUGAAUAUAGUGUUAUUUCUCCAGCUGUUUUCUGUUCUAACCACCCUUACCUCAACCAUCUAUGCAAUGAGUGGAAACGGAAAAAAUGGAAAAUUUCACAUGGGACAGUCCCUAAAUGCAACCUCUUGGUUUUUUUUUUUUUCCCCCAAUGCUUUACUAUGAACAAUUUUAAACAUUACCCAUAUGCCUACUAUCUAAGUUCAACAAUUAACAUUUUGCCAUGUUUGCUUUAUUUAUAUAAUUUUUAUUUAUUUAUAUAUAAUUUUUUUCUGAACCAUGCAAAGUUGCCAACAACAUUGAACUUCACCACUAAAUACAUCAGCGUGCAUCUCCUAAAAAUAGUCUUUUCUUACAAAACUAGUAUAUUGUUAUCUAAUAUAAUUUUAACAUCCUGUCCAUUUUCAAAUCUCUCCAAUUAUUUUGUGUUUAAUUUUAAAGAAUAGACAUUCUUGGAUCUCAAAGAUUCCAUGAAAGAAAGAGAUGAUAAAUAAUCUAUGAUUAAGAAGUUUGGAUAUUUCCCUGGUCUUUAAAACAGAGUGAGAACUAAAGGGAUUUACCUUCCAUCAAAGUUGAACAAACAAUUUUUUUGUGCAAAUCUUUCUGUCUCCCUCCUAAGAAAAUAAAGGGUAGUAAUCAUCCCUAAUAAGUUUUCCAAAUAAGAGAUUAUAUAUGUUUAGAUUCUUUUUUUUGUCUACACCGCACGGCUGGCAGGAUCUCAGUUCCCUGGCCAAGGAUUGAACCCUGGCCAUGACAGUGAAAGCCCGGAAUCCUAACCACUAGACCACCAGGGAACUCCCCAUGUUUAGAUUCUUUUUUUAAAAAAAUUUAUUUAUUUAUUUAUUUAUUUUUGGCUGCUUUCGGUGUUCGUUGCGGUGCACGGGCUUCUCAUUGCUGUGGCUUCUCUGUUGCGGAGCAUGGGCUCUAGGCGCACGGGCUUUAGUAGCUGUGGCACGUGGGCUCAGUAGUUGUGGCUCACGGGCUCUAGAGCGCAGGCUAAGUAGUUGUGACACACGGGCUUAGUUGCUCCGUGGCAUGUGGGAUCUUCCCAGACCAGGGCUCAAACCCAUGUCCCCUGCUUUGGCAGGCGGAUUCUUAACCACUGCACCACCAGGGAAGUCCCACGUUUAGAUUCUUAAUACCUACCCCUCUCCUCCAACAACAGGUGAUUAACUGAUUUUAAAUCUUGAUUAUAAAUUCUGGCUUUUCAUGACUGUAUGAGUUGGGGUACCUAUUCCACCACAUACGGUUUCAUUUCGUUUUCACAGCAACACUUUAGAGUUGAUAUUUGUACUUCCAUUUCAUAGGUGAACAAAGAGGCUCAAAGAUUAAAUGGCUUACAAAUAAGUGACAGGGCUAGAAUUUGAAGCAAAUUUUGCCUUAUUAAAUGUCAUACUCUUUCUACUAUAUUAGGUUUUGGAUUUUUCCAAAGUGCCCAGUUGCAACGGAUAAAGAUUGUGGCAAAAUAAAUGAAACUCACCAUCACUCUAACAAAUGUCUUGCCAAUCAAUUUGUCCUUAAUCUUUUAGGUAUUUGCUUGAGGGGCAGUUCUCUUGCAGUUGUGCAAGUUUCUGUCAUCCCCAAACUUUUCUCUUUAAUAAUUCCAGACCUUUAAUAACCCCCUCCCACAUCCAAACCCUCUCACCAAAUUGUAUAAUUUCUUUGUUACUGCUGACUUUGCAAUGCCCUUUCCCUCUGUAGCCUGGUCUAAGAAGCUGAUUUGCUGAACCACAUGUUAGCCCAUCUAUUUGUAAAUCAAGCUAUGGAAAUUAUGUGAACAUGAUUUCCAAAUGAUUAUUGUUAAAUUUCUCUUGCUCUACGAUGUACCUUCUGCAGUGUGCAUUCAUACAAUUAAAACUCAUGUCCUAUACUGAUAGUAUAGCAUAAGAGAACACAGAUUCAUAUAGUUUAGGUUCAAAUUCCAGCGUGUAACCUUGGGCAAAAUUCUUUUAUCUAGAUGAAAUAGUUUUCCAUCCGUGAAAUGAGGAUGAUAAUGUAAUCCUCAUAGAACUGUUUGUAAGAAUUAAAUGAGUUUAAAUAAACCCAAAGUGCUUAUGCUGGCCCAGGACAAGCCAUUCCCUAUCACCUCCCCAGCUUUAAUAUCUGUUUACAAGCCUUUAAAGAAGGAGCACAUUUUGGAAUUUAGGCUUAAGCCUUUUCCUCCCAAUUUACUAGGAUUUAGGAAAAGAACCUGGAUUUGUACUAAAUAAUUGUCUUAACUACCUGUCAAUAUAAACUUUAUUCCUUCUAAAUAAUUGUUUUCACUACCUGUUAAUAUAAACUUUAUUCCUUCUGUUAAUAUAAACUUUAUUCUAAACUUUGAUCUGGUUCUCUGAGAAGAUAGUAGUUAUAUGUGAAAAUGUAUGCACAGGUUUUUUAAAUGUCUAGUUCUGGCUUGACAAUUUUGUAUUUGUGCAUUCCUGUCAUACAUUGGCUGGCUCUACGCAGUGGAGGUUUGGCUCUUGCCCCUAAGUUACACAGCACUUCUUUUUUCCAUUGUGUUGAGGGGUCAUUCAAGGGUUGGUUCUCUGUUGAUGGAAGCACGUGUCCUCUGCCUAGAUCAGAGUCAUCAGAAUAGCACAAGCAUUUAUUCAACGCUGAUCCAGGAGAACCAUUCAUUUAGUCAAAACAGCAUUCAUAUUCAUUAUCCUAAAGAAAAAAAAACAGACUAAAUGGGAAUAUUUCUAGCUGCUCAGACACUUUGCUAAUUGUUAUAUCUGCUAUAUAAUAUGAAAUGACACUUAUAGUGACUAUUUAAAGAUAAUUUGGAUCAUGAAUGUUUGAAGCUCAGUGAUUUCACAAAGAGAAUUUUUAACUUUCUUUGCUCUCUGUUCUUUUGGUGAUUAUUUAUAAAUCCAGGCCUAUGCCAAGUCCUAUAAUAGACAAGUAAGACAAGAUCCACGCUCUUGAAGAGUUGACAGUAAGGACAGAAGCAUUAAUAUAAUAAAAUUCCAUAUGAGACCUCAUUAAGUUCCACAACAAUCCUGUGAUUUGUAAAAUGGGGCAGUAGAAGGUAUUACUAUUCCUAUUUUACAGAUAAGAAAAUCGAGGCUCAGAAGCAAGUGACUUUCUAAGGCCACACAGCUUGCAGGCCUACACUUAGAAAAGAGUAGGUCUUCUGAUUCUAAUUCUAUAUUUUGCAAGUCCUCCUUAAUUCCAUAUGAUGCAGGUGUUCACAGUGAAAGGCUUCAUUUGUUUACCAAAUGUCAUUCAUUUAACAAAAGGUCCCGAGUAUCUUCUAUGUGGCAGACAUUGUUCUGGGCAAUGUGAAUGCAGCUCUGAGUGAGGCAAAGACUCUGUCUUCAUGGAGCUUACAUUUCCAUGGGAGGCAAAGAAGAAGCAAACACAUGAUUGUGACGAUUGCCAUGAAGAAAAAUAAGGUCAGCUAAGGAAGUAGUGAUGGCAGUGAGGAGAGGUGUGGGUGCUGUUGUAGAUAAAGCAGUUGGGGACGGCAUCUUGAGGUGGCAUUUGAGCAGAGACCUGACAGAACGAAGACAUGACAUUCAUGCAGCUCUCUGGGGAAGAGCAUACCUUACUGAGUGGAAGGCAGUGCAAAGGCCCUGAGAUAGGAAAGAGCUUGGCAUGUUUAAGGAACAGCAGGAAGGGGAGUAUAAUUGAUUGGAGUGAGCAAGGAGCACCCAGAAUCUAAUUCACAGUAUCCAGUAGAACGUGAAUGCUAGUUGAGAAAUACAAUUAACAUUAGUAUUUUUAUUGGCCUGUAAUAGAAUAACUUUGAACUCAACCUGUUUUUCCUGACGUUUGAGCACAUGUUAAUUUGUAAGGAAGAUGAAAUACAUAUAAACAAGUAACUUGAGCAGUGUUACAAGGUACAUUCACAUGUUACUUUGAGAUGUGAGGAUUGUCUUGAAUCCAUUUUUACAGAUGAGAACCCUAAGGCUUAGAAUGUAUGCACUCUGCCCAAGGUCAGAGUUAGUAUGUGAGACGGGACCAGAACCCAUAUCUUCUGGAGCAAAAUUUACUACUCCAUUCUCUGUACUACCCUUGUCAUUUAGAUAUUGACCCUAGAAGGUAGGAAGUUUGGGGAAAAGUUUUCCAACAGAUCAUUCAUUCAUUCAUUUAGUAAACAUUUCCUAAGGGUUUACUUUGUUCCAGACACUCAGCUAGGCUGGGGAUAUGAGGAUGAUUAUGACAACAGUCCUUGCUUCAAGGAACUCACAGUGUCUAAUAGAGGACACAGAUGGAAAGGUGAUUAUAAUUCAGUGUGACAAUGGCUAGAGCAAAUACAUAAAGUAAUUGGGAGCACUUCACUAAUCCAUGCAUUUGACAAAGCUAGCACACAACAUGGUGCAUACUAGUGUUAAAUUAAUUAAACAAGGAGGCCAUUAGACCGAGAUGGUUCCAAUACCUUAGCAGCCUGCAUAAGCAAGC